AUGCUUCACAUGAUCAACAGCAUAGAGCAGCUGGACGCAGUCCCCAUGAGCGAGGCGUGGCAGUUCGUGAAGAAGACGUACGUGGAGAAUGAGAAUUACAUUCUACACAUCUGGGGUGGGGUUCCAGAUGCAGCUGGUCGCUACAACGUUGAGCUGGCGUGCAGGCGCCCUCGCAACAGCAGGCGCCAGGGCGCCACGAUCCAUAAGUACGCGAAGAUCAUCCUCCGCGACGGCAUGAUGGAAGCAUUUCGCGGUCGGCUCUUGGCCGUGAACGACGACGGCGAGAGCGGGACCGCCAAGCUCGACCAAAAUAACCAGCUCAUGGGCGGCGCGGGCAUCGUGGGGGCUGCGAAGGUGGCGAAACGCAUGGAGCCAGACAACGUCAACAUCAAGCGCCUUGAGAAGUCAGGCAUCGCGGGUUGCAUGCGCCUCAAGGCGUGCACUCCAGAUUUUGUCCUGGACUGGUUGAAAGCGAAACAUAACUCUUUCCACGUGGGCGUUGGGGCGACGCUCGUGGAGGUUCUCGAAGUGGCAGUGGUAAUCGAAGAUGCUUGGUCGUCAUGUUGCAGGAACAACAGGAUCAGCUCAGCGUCGUGCCCAACGGCUGGCGAGUUCACUUUCCAGAACAUCUACCGUCGGUUCGUCGCCCAACAGAUCGGGGGCCUUGACCGCGAGGGCUCCGGCUGGUUUACCAACCCCUACCAUUACGAGUCGGCCAAGAAAGCUUACAAUUUCAUGACUCGGAUCGGGGUUUGGUCCUCAGUGAAGCUGCGCAUGGAAAAGUUCGCCGACUUUACAGAUCGCACCUUUCGUAAAGAUGUUGCGUGUCACUGCAUGAGGGACGCGUGCGUCACGAUGGAGCAGAUCGAGAAGGGGAUCUGCGACAUUGAUGCCUGGAAGGUCCUGUCGACGGAGCUGCUCAAGCUGUGCGUGCAGCACGUGCCAGGACCCGCAAGCGCAUGCCCGUGGCUCCCCAAGGACCCGACCACCACGCAGACCUUGUUGAGCAGGCUGUUCAAACAAAUGCUUGAUCAUGCCGACGACGUUUGGGUGCUCACCAUGAUCAAGAAGGUCAGCGUUCUCAUGAGCUGCCUGAAGAAGAAGGACUACGAGAGUGCGCAGCCGCUGGUUAUGAAGUCUAUCGCGUUCGCACUCGGGGAGCCCAAGGGGAGCUGGAAGGCGAGGUGGCGAGAGAUCGAGUCGGCCUUUGUCGAUCUCCACGGUUCGGCUGUGAAUUUCAACGUGCCCCACUGGUCUAACAUCAUGCUGAACGACCCGAAAGCAGUGACCACGAUGAAGGGCGUCAUUGAGCACCUCGCCAAGAAGAGCGCGGAGCAAGCGGUUGCUUCACUGUCGGAGUUUGACGGCAAGUCCGAGGCUGACGCAGGAGUUCUUCAACGUGACGCGACGGUGGCGGAGUUCUUCGAGGGCCUCAAUGUUCUCUCGAGGUCUCAAGACGCGGUAUUGCAUUCCACCUUGUUCCUUAACCCCAGCAACGCGAGGGUGGGCUCGAAGUUCCACCCUGCGUUUGCCAGCCUCGCGACGUCGCUUGGUGGCAAGGUGUCGGGGACCGUCCAGAUGGAGGAGCUCUUCAAGAUCACGCACGAGUCGCUUCGGGACGUUUGCCCUGCCAAAUUCAUGAAGUUCUGCGGGGUGGUCAUGGCCAUCGUCAACCACCCCGAGGCCAGGAAGGACUUGGAGUACACGAAGAUCAACCUGUGCGGCCGCUCGAAUGGCCUCUUCCCCGACUGGGACUCUGCGCUCAGGGCUUCAAGGCUUCACUGGGUGUACUCGCUGGAGCUGUUGGGGGCGAUGAUGGGCGGCAGCUUUAAGGUGACCGAGAAGGACUACGGCUGCGUCUUUGAGCAGUUGGGCAAGGCCGCCGCGCCUGGCUCGGACUUGGGCGAUUUCCUCUUGAACCAGUCGUGCAAGUUCUACGACGUCGGUCAGGAAGCCUGGGUAAAGUUCCUUUGCGAUAUGUUCGGCUUCAUCUUUCAGCAGCACGAAGCUGGUGGCGACUUGGAUGUAGAGGGGCUCAAGAAGCUUUGGGAUUCGGUGUCUGCCCCAUCCGUGGCACAGGGCCUGCAGGAUCCGCCCCCCAGCGAGGUGCUACCAGAAGAUGCGGCGAUGACAAUUACUUCGAUUCGCAACCAGUGGGCCCCUCCGUCGUCGGAUGGUAGCUCGACCAGCGUGGUUGGGCCAAACGUUUUGAGCUUCAUGAUGGCAUUGGGGCAGUACCUCUACCACGCGUUCAUCUGCUCGGCCACUUCGACCCUCUCCGUAGACAAGGUCGCGCUCUUCCCCGACAAGAACCUGUCGAACAUCAAGGUGGACAUGUCGUUGCCGGCUGCCCAGUGGAAGCCUACGGCGGAUGACGUCUCUGACACCGCGGUCAUGAACUUCGCUGGUAAGAUCACCAGGAGGCAGAAUGACAAGAUCCCGUCGCUGCACGUGUGCUCAGCGUUCGGCCAGUACUUUUUCGUGGAGGCGGGGCCGUUCGGUUCGUUCGACCACGACGGCUUCGCCCCCGCGUGGUGCAUCCCCGAGGUGAAGACGUCGAAGAAGCGCAAGGGCCAGGUCGAUGAUGAUACCGCCGAGGGCAGCAAGAAUAAGAACACGACAUCGGAUCAGAAUCAGACCCCGUCCAUGGAGCUGCACUCGACCAAUUUCAAGUUCGAGCACGCGUGGACCAACUUCCCCCAGACUGUCUUGGUCCAGGUUGAUUGCAAGAUUCACUACCUGAAGUUCAACAGCAAGUAUGUAGGCUUCGCCCAGGUCCCUGUCACGCGCGGGGCUUUCCCACCCUCGCCCGUAGAGCUCAAGGGGCGCAAGCUCACGCUGCCUGCGGCCCUCAUGGGCCCGACGCCAAAGGCGAAGGCCAAGGCCACCAAGGGCGGGUCGAAGGGCGACCAAGCCUUCGUAAAGGCCACGAAGCAUCUGGUCAAGUAG
Molecule: messenger RNA, 2949 nt
Organism: Prorocentrum cordatum
Lineage: Eukaryota; Dinophyceae; Prorocentrales; Prorocentraceae
Source: the annotation of a GenBank genome assembly